Molecule: messenger RNA, 1707 nt
Organism: Vicia villosa (hairy vetch)
Lineage: Eukaryota; Viridiplantae; Streptophyta; Magnoliopsida; Fabales; Fabaceae
Product: polygalacturonase At1g48100
Exons: 8
Coding region: 62-1420 (452 amino acids)
Biological process (GO): carbohydrate metabolic process
Molecular function (GO): polygalacturonase activity
Source: RefSeq, a predicted model, not a curated record
AUUCCCACAAUUUUCUUUGCUAGUACACUUCCAAAAAGUGUCCCAAAAAAAUAAAAUAAAAAUGAAGAGAAACAUAAUUUUUUCUUUAAUCUUUUUAUGGUCUUUGUUAAUUUUUAGUUUAGUCACCUUCUCUGUGGAUGCAAGGAAGACUAACAUGAAGAAAAAACUUCACAAACAUCACAAAGACUCACAUCCUCAUCCAACACAAGUAAACACUUAUGAUAUUAUGUCUUUUGGUGCAAAGGGCAAUGGAGUUUCUGAUGAUUCAGAGGCAUUUCUAGCUGCAUGGAAAUCUGCAUGCAAAGUUGCUGGUGCCACAAUAAAAGUUCCUGAAAAACUAAAGUUCCUCAUUAAGGCUAUUACUCUACAAGGCCCUUGUAUGCCUAAUCUUACUCUUCAGAUAGAUGGAACAAUAUUGGCUCCUCCUCAAGUAUCUUCAUGGCCAAAAUCUAGCUUGUUUCAAUGGAUAAAUUUCAAAUGGGUGCAGAACUUCACUGUCAAAGGCUAUGGAACUAUUGAUGGUCAAGGCUUUAAUUGGUGGAACAACUCAGAACUUUCUGAUAUACAGAAAACUCACUCUAAACAAAUUCCAAGUAUGAAGCCAACUGCUAUAAGAUUCUACUCUAGCAACUUUAUAAGGGUUAGAGAUACCAAAAUCAUAAACAGUCCUCUAUGCCAUCUAAAAUUUGAUAACUCAAAUGGAAUCAAAGUUGAUAACAUUACAAUAUCUUCCCCUCAAAGUAGCCCAAACACUGAUGGAAUUCACCUGCAAAACACACAUGAUGUAGAAAUUCAACAUUCUAAUAUCGGAACCGGUGAUGACUGUGUGUCCAUACAAACUGGUUGCUCUAAUGUUCAUGUCCACCACAUAAAAUGUGGCCCUGGUCAUGGCAUAAGUUUAGGAGGAUUAGGAAAAGACAAGAGUUUGGCAUGCGUCUCUGACAUCAUUGUUGAGGAUAUUGCAAUGAAAAAUACUCUAUAUGGAGCAAGGAUCAAAACAUGGCAGGGAGGAAAUGGUAUGGUUAAAAAUGUAACAUUUUCAAGAAUCAAAGUCCAUGAUGUUAUGUAUCCAAUAAUGAUAGACCAAUACUAUUGUGACAAACAAAUCUGCAAGAACCAAACAGGAACAGUGAUGAUUUCUGGUGUUAAAUUUGAUCAAAUAAGUGGUACUUAUGCAAUGCAACCUAUUCACCUAGCUUGCAGCAAUAGCAUACCAUGCACAGAUGUUGAUUUAACUGAUAUUCAGUUGAGGCCUUCCCUUAAAUAUAGAGGUUAUGAACAAGCUAUGUGUUGGAACUCUUAUGGAAAAUCACAAGGUGAAUUGGUACCUUCAAGUAUUGAUUAUUGUUUAAGAAGUGGUGGUGGAUUAAUCAAGAGGAUAGCAAAGUCACAUGAUAGUGUUUGUUAUAAAUUGUUAUAGAUGUCAUGUUUAAUUAGUCUUGGGGUUUUUUUGGUAUCUUCCCUUCUUCAAAUGUUUUUUUUUUUACUUUGUGAAGGUGAUGAAGUUGUAAAUUUUAGUUUGUUUUCUGUUCAUUGGAUUGUACUAAUAGACUUAGUUUAUUUGUUGGGUGUUUAGAGAAAACAGAUAUUUGGGUAUAUUUAGUAGGAGUUGGGUUUACUUUAUUUAGUUUUUUUGAAAAAGAAAUCAUCAAUGAAUGUUGAUGUUAUUUGCUGGGUAUUUAUACAUUUAAUUGAGACCCAUCCAUU